UCUUACCCACAGCUCACUCACCCCUCGAGGGCCAAGUGAACCACUAGUGCCUUGCCUGCCCCCACUACCUCCUUCCCUAGCACCCCACUGUCGCACUCCAAGGCCUCUCGCAUCCAUCUCGCACACAUCACUGCCCUCUCACACCUCUAAUCAAUCUGUGGUGGUUCUAGGUCAGCGUACCUGUCUCAGGGCGUUUCGCUAACAUGUGGAGCUGGUGGUUCCGAUACGUGGUGGUGGCGGCUGUGGUAUUGUGUGUAGGUCGCGCCGUGCCUGUAGACGACGCUGACGACGACGAUAACAACGACUUCACCCGGGUCGUCCGCUCGCAGCCUGGCUUCAGCAUUACUCACCUGGACAUCCGAGACGCCAUCCUGAUCUUGGAGAAGAGCAUAAAGGCGGUGAUCAACAAGCUGAACCGACACGAGGCCCGCGAGGCUCACGUGGCCGACUUCUCCACCAAGACCCUGAACAAACUCUCCUCUGAUCACGCCCUCACCGCCGUCAAUAUACAGGCUCUGGCCAUGCAGCUCGCAAAGAUGGAGGAGAGGCUUUUGUCCACCGAGGCUCUCAUUCAGACGACUGACGAGCGACAGCGUAUGAUGUUGAACCAGCUGUCUCAGGGUCUGGACCGGCUGCUGCAGGCUGGGCCACCCUUGGAGGUCUUCCCAGGUGCCCCCCCGAACCAGGAGGGUGACGAAAACGUCCUCAAACACGUUAAGAAACUCACCAGGAAGGUUAGCGCUGUUGACACCUUCAUGCAACGAGAGAUGAGAAAGGUCACGAACGAGGUCAAGAUUGUUGGGGAGUCACUAGAUCAGCACAUGGGACAGUUACAGCAGCGACAUGACCGCCUCUCAACCACCUUGGACACCUGCGAAGCCCAGACAGUGGCCUCCAUCCAGCAGCUGGGAGCUACCAUGGCUGCCACUACCGACAUGAUCCAGCAACAGAUGCAGCAGCAAGCAACAGGGUGCAAUGAGGGAGAGAGUGAAGUAGCCUCCCGCCUGGAUGCCCUGGACCUACACUUCCGUGAGCAGAGGGAGGAAUUGCACGACCUGACUGAGCAAACACACAAGAGUUUGGACGACCACUUGACCACUCUGAAGAUGCUUUUGGAUGAGAGCCAUGCAGGUCAAGCCAUCAUUAAUGCCUCUGUUGCUGAUCUCACCCACAACCUCCGCAACCUGAACAUCACUACUCAGGAGGGACUUGGACACUUCUCCUCCGAUGUUACAACAGCUAUUAAAAACAGUGAAGCCACUGUGGCACAAUCGAUGUCAACAAUUGGUAAUGAGCUAAAAGCAGAAACAUCAAAUAUCAUAGACAUCCUGGAUGAUAGGGCUUCACAGGCUGAGAACCUUCAGCACAUUGUCUUGGAAAAUUAUUCUGAAUUAUCUGCAGAAAUUAGCAGCCUGAAGAAGGUGGAGCAGGUAAUGAUCAACACAGCAGAUUCUGUUCUUGACACUAAACGUAGCAUUGAAUUUGGCAUCCAACAGAUCAUCCUAGAACUUGGAGAAAUAGUUAAGAACAGUGGUAGUACUAUCAACUCUACUCUCUCAGAUCAGAUCAGCAACAUCUCCUUUGCAAUCUUGAAGAACCAGACUUCUGCCCUCACUAACAUGACUGCGAAGAUGGAAAAAGAGAUCUCACAAGUAUGGCGGCAGAUUGGUAUCAUGUACCAACAAAUGACACAGUCUGUGGACCUCCUCGGUCAGCUGAAGGACACCACGAAGGAGCACAUGAAUGCUUCUCUAUCACGCGUUGGCAACAUGGACGGCACCGUCGACAAGAUCAACACAAAGGUGGCCGAUGUUGAGAGCAACCUCAACUACCUGCUGGGGCGGCUGUCUCUGGUUGUAUCAGAGUUUAAUCUCAUGAAAUCUGGAGUAGGCGAUGAGCUAAUGAGGUUGAGGGAGAACUUAGCUAAGGAGAACAACAAUCCUGUGCAGUUUGCUGGGGGUCAGCCAACUUCUGACGACGAUCGGUAUGAAAUCAGUCACAAGCGACAUGCCAUUUACCCUGGAACAUAUCCAGGCUAUAAUCCCAAGCCCCUCGCUGUACUUUAGGCUGCUAAUCAUUCAUCAUGUUUCUUGCAUUUGUUGAAAUCAAGGCCUGAAGGUAUUUCUAACUUAUCUUAGUAUUAUUUUCUAAUUUUGCCACUUUGAUUCACAGUAAAAUGUUCAGAACUAUAUAAUUUAGUGUAGUCAUCUUCAAGUUUUACUCAUCUUCAUAAGUAGAGGUACAAUUGUUAGGAAUUAUACAAUGUGCACUGUAUUGGCUAGUGUGUACUGUAUAUGUUUAUCAUAGGUUGAGUGGCUCCAUAGCAGUAGCAAAGUUAAAUGUCUGUCCAUUAUCGGAGUCAUAAAAUACUUUUUAUAUGGUAGUAAGCACUCCAAUUAUCACAAUUCAUUAAUUCACUUAAAAUGAUAUGUGACACUUUAUAUCUACAAAUUUAUCUUUGUUAUUGUAGGGAGGACCAUAGUGAAGUGUUUUGAGUGGCCAGGUGUAGAGCAGGUGGUCAGGAGGUGGUUCUUGUGAGGAGAUAAGAUGAGCUGAGGCAGGUGUUGUAGUGAUGGUGCUUCUAGCCACAGGUAACAUUCUAACAUGAUUCAUUAUCACAUUCAGUAUUUUGUACACUCAUUUGAUGAUACCUUAAGAGAAACGUAGCAGUUGUAUAAAGUUCUUAUAAAUUAGGAGAAUACUGUACCAUACUUUUAAGUAAUAGGUAAAAAUACUUAACUCUCAGUCAGGUAAGUGUUGUACAAGUACCGUAGUGUAAUACUGUAGUAGUGAGGCAACCAAGAACAAAGAGAAGGUUGAAGUAAUGUGGUUUAAAAUAUAAGAUAUCAGUUUUCUUAAAGCAUGAAGUAAGGGAAGUCGAAAAUGUUAAUGAUAAUCCAAGAUGUGACGAACAUUGCCACACAGUUUUAUACUCUGUACAAAUUUUGAAUAUGUUAACGAGACUUGAGCUUGGAUGAGAUUCAAAACAUUAAAAUCAGGACUAGAAUUACCAGGUUUUUUGUAACCAAUUGUAUAAAAAAUUCUGUAAGAUAAAACAAAAAUUAAUGACUCUUUUAAACAGUAAGA
Homarus americanus (American lobster) is the source of this 3087-nucleotide messenger RNA. RefSeq lists its product as uncharacterized. The transcript is spliced from 6 exons. Gene Ontology annotation, cellular component: plasma membrane. The coding region runs from base 204 to 2066 and encodes 620 amino acids. The record is from RefSeq and is a predicted model, not a curated record. NCBI's taxonomy places the organism in Eukaryota, Metazoa, Arthropoda, Malacostraca, Decapoda, Nephropidae.